AUGUUGAGUCCACACAAAUUUCUCGGGGGCCCCGGAACACCAGGUCUGCUGAUCGCCAAGAAAAAAAUGUUCCGUAACGAGGUCCCUACCAAUGUCGGAGGAGGAACUGUCUUAUACGUGACUCGAGACAGCCAUUUAUACGUGAAUGACAUUGAAAGCCGAGAAGAAGGUGGCACGCCGGCUAUCAUAGAAUCCAUCAGGGCGGGUUUGGUCUUCAAAUUGAAAGAGGAAAUUGGAACAAAUUUGAUUGAAAGAAGAGAUGAAGAACUGUGCAGACGAGCCUUUGAAACAUUCCAUAAACAUCGCCAGCUAUUCUUGCUGGGAAGCGACAAAAGCAAACGACUUCCGAUCUUCUCUUUUAUCAUCCGGGUACCUGUCGAAGGAAAAUUCUUACAUCAUAACUUCGUAUCCGUUUUACUCAAUGACCUCUUCGGCAUCCAAGCACGUGGUGGAUGCGCAUGCGCAGGCCCUUACGCUCAGGAUCUUCUUGGAAUCUCUGAAAAUUUGGCCAGUUGCUUCAUCACUUUCUUAAACAAUAAAAACGAAUGUCAGUCAUGGAGAGCAAUGGAAGUGAUGAAACCUGGCUUUACGCGUAUCAAUUUGCCAUUCUUCUAUGACGAUCUCACAAUUGAUUACAUCCUCAAAGCCCUUGUGAUGGUAGCCGAACACGGAUGGAAGCUACUUCCCUUGUAUGUUUGCGAUCCGAUGACCGGUUCGUACACCCUCAAGAAAUUCGAGAAACAUUACGGCAGUACUUUCUUCAGUUUACACGACCUCAAAUUCAAAAACGGCAAAUUCGUAAACACCAACCCACGACAGGCCCACCCGAAAUUGGAUUGCUCCUUGUUGGACAUUCUCCAUGAGGCCUACCAUUUUGUUCAAGAUGCCGAAAGAGAAUUAAAGCAAUCGCAGGAAGAAAUUGAAAACACCAUUGAAAAUAUGAUCCCGCCAAACAUGCGUAAGCUGCGUUGGUUCUACACUAGCGCCGAGGCCCUACAGCAGUUGAAGAAAAGGAGCUAUCGGAGAAUGGAUUCGACUUCGGGAACGGCAAAGUGCGCCUCUCCGUUCGUUCCCCGCCAGUCAACGCGGCGAAUGACAAUGGACGCCAAGUAUCGUGAAGAAAUGAAAGCCUUUUUGCAAAUGAGUACAGAAUGCAACCAAAACUGUUGCCCGUUUUGUCCGGCAAGCCCCAAAUCGCAUAAGUGUGACGGUUUGGCCUGCACCAACAACAACAACAAUAACAACAACGCCCUGGAGGACAGCGUUAAUGAAAAAAGAGACCCAAGUCCGGAACAGAAGCGGGAGCAAGAAGAGGUUGAAGAUCUCGAAAAUGAAACUGACGACGUGGUUUUCGUAAACGAAAACAAUUCGGAUAAACACAACGAAGAGAUAAGUGCUAGCUACGAACAGCAAAACGGAACUCAUCUAAAGCGGCACAAAUAUGACGAUGAGCAUGCAUUCGACAACAUGGCUGACGAAGAGGACAACGAGAACGAAUCCGACAAGACACAUGUACAUGAGAACGGACAGGAGGAUUUUGAAUCACAGAGGCAGGCGCAGCUUGGUGCUCAGCAACAGAAACGAUAUAAAAAUAAAAAAACUCAACCUUUCUACGAGGAAUUGGUAAACAAACAGAAAAACCUGCCCAACAGUGAAAACAAAACAGAGGGAAAAUACUGUUACUAA
Acanthosepion pharaonis is the source of this 1686-nucleotide messenger RNA. Lineage: Eukaryota; Metazoa; Mollusca; Cephalopoda; Sepiida; Sepiidae. The record is from the annotation of a GenBank genome assembly.